CCAAAACCAAAUCAAAAAAACUAGGCAACAAGGGUUCGAUGCAUUCAUCAGCCACCGAGGGAUCGACACAAAAAGAAACGUUGCAUUGUUGAUCUAUGAUUACCUCAAAUGUCUCAGGCUCCAGCCAUUCUUGGACUGCAAGAACUUGAAACCCGGAGAUGAAUUGAAGAAGAACUUAGACAUGGCAGUGCUCAAAUCUAAGGUUGGAAUUCCCGUGUUUUCACCCCAUUUUUGUGAAUCCUACUUCUGCUGUCAUGAAUUGUCCCUCAUGAUAGACUCAAACAAGAAGGUUAUCCCGAUCUAUUGUGACGUAAAACCUAAUGAGCUUAAGAUUAAGGCUUGGAGAAGCUGCUCCACAGAAGAUCUGGAAAGGUUUAAUCGAGCCCUCCAUGAGGCAAAAGAAAGGAUUGCAAUAACGUUUGAUACAUCCACGGGGAAUUGGUCCGAUUUCCUAGCAAAAGUUUCUGCUGCAGUCAAAGAGAACUUGGACGAGGUAGUAGAACUGUAGAAGGGGACACUCUGGAGCCAAAAUGCAUGCGAGUUGUUGAAGUUGUAUACUUGCCACC
Coffea arabica (coffee) is the source of this 566-nucleotide messenger RNA. The record is from RefSeq and is a predicted model, not a curated record. Lineage: Eukaryota; Viridiplantae; Streptophyta; Magnoliopsida; Gentianales; Rubiaceae.